AUGGUUACUGAUAUAGAGAAACAGAAGCCUUUUGGGCCUCAUGAUGGAAUAAUUACGGUACAAUCUAGUGAAUACCUACCUGAGGAUACUGUUAGCAAAGACUCAUUUGUAGAUGAGGAACCCAUCGCUUUGGAGCAAGGCCAUCGUUUGCAUAAGGACUUGAAACCCCGACAUAUUACAAUGAUUGCAAUCGGAGGAGCUCUUGGAACCGGUUUGCUUAUCGGUACUACUUCUGCGUUGGCGACAGCUGGUCCUGCUGGUGUUCUUAUUGCAUAUUCCAUUGUGGGUGCAGUUGUCUACUUUGUCAUGUGUGCACUUGGUGAGAUGGCAUCUUUCAUUCCCCUGCCGGAGGGAUUUUCUGGUUAUUCCAAGAGAUAUUGUGACGAUGCUUUGGGAUUUGCAGUUGGAAUUGCAUAUCUUUGCAAGUACUUAAUUGUUGCACCUAACCAGUUGGUGGCAUUUGCGUUAACCAUGCAAUAUUGGGUUUCACCGGACACCGUUAAUCCUGGUGUCUGGGUUGCGAUCGUUCUUGUUUGUGUGUUCUGUGUCAACCUUCUUGGGGUGGGUUUUUUCGGAGAGAUUGAAUUUUAUUUAUCGUCUUUGAAGGUGAUAGUUGUUCUUGGACUUAUAUUAUUGCUAUUAGUCAUAAUGCUUGGUGGUGGUCCAACUCAUGAACGGUUGGGAUUCACCUACUGGAAGGAUCCAGGAGCCUUCGCUGACUAUACGAAUAUUGAGCCCACUUCUUUAGCUAAGCUUGUUUCAUUUUUAGCCGUGCUAGUCACGGCAGUCUUUGCAUAUUUGGGUACAGAAUUGGUUGGAAUUACUUUUGGAGAAGCUAGAAACCCUAGAUAUACCAUUAAAAAGGCCAUCAAACUUACGCUGAUUAGAAUCAUUGUUUUCUACAUUUUUUCUGUUCUCUUAUUGGGUUGCUGUGUUGCUUACAAUGAUCCUGCAUUGAUUGCAGCUAAGGAGGCAAAGAUUUCUAACGCUGCCGCAUCCGCUUUUGUUGUUGCUAUCAACAAUGCAAAAAUUGGUGGUCUUCCAGAUGUCAUGAACGCUUGCAUUCUCAUCUUUAUAUUUUCUGCUACCAAUUCUGACCUUUACAUUGCCACCAGAAACAGCUACGCUUUGGCUGCAAAUGGUAUGUUUCCUAAGAUUUUUUCCAGAACAAACAAGAAAGGUGUCCCUAUAUACUCUCUCAUAUUUGCAUCAUGCUUCUGUUUGUUGGCAUUUAUGGUUUGUUCUAGCUCGUCUCAGAAGGUGGUCAAUUAUUUCGUCAAUGUUGUGUCCAUCUUCGGAUUGAUUACGUGGAUAUCUAUUCUAGUCACUUACUUGUACUUCCUCAAGGCCGUGAAAGCACAAGGGUACGUUAGAAAGAGGGAUUUCAUUUAUACAGCUCCUUUGCAACCGUAUGGUACCUAUGUCGCUUUGGCUUUGUGUUGCGCAAUUGCUAUAGUCAAAAACUUUACUGUCUUUCUUGGUGACGCUUUUGAUUACAAGACAUUUAUUACUGGAUAUAUUGGUAUCCCUGUGUUUUUAAUUUGCUUGUUUGGAUAUAAGAUUGUCAAGAAGACCAAGACGGUUAUACCGGAAGAAGCGGAUCUUGUUACAUAUAAAGCAGCUAUCGACCAGGAGCAACUUGAGUAUGAGGAAAAAGUUGCUGAUAAGGAAGCUAGAAGAAAGGAGCUCGGCAAAGGAAAAGAUUGGGAAUGGUGGUACGACCAUUCAGUCGGUUAUUUAUUUUAA
Messenger RNA from Brettanomyces nanus, 1746 nucleotides. RefSeq lists its product as uncharacterized. Gene Ontology annotation, biological process: amino acid transmembrane transport. The coding region runs from base 1 to 1746 and encodes 581 amino acids. The transcript has a single exon. Gene Ontology annotation, cellular component: membrane. The record is from RefSeq and is a predicted model, not a curated record. NCBI's taxonomy places the organism in Eukaryota, Fungi, Ascomycota, Pichiomycetes, Pichiales, Pichiaceae. Gene Ontology annotation, molecular function: amino acid transmembrane transporter activity.